AUGAACGGAAACGAAAGUGGUGUCUGGGCCUGGGCUGGACGGUUCCUCAAAGGGGAAGCCCAGCCCAGCCCAGCCCAGCCUAGCCCAACAGCAGUAGUAGCCCACUGGACUGGACUGGACUGCUUUGCUUGUCCAACUAGUUGCGGUGUCUUCCUCGUCUCGUCUCCUCCUCCCUUCUCUCUCCCCGCCGCCGCCGCCCCGCCGCGGGAGAAGAGAGAGAGAGAGAGGAUGGCCGACGCCCUCGACAUGUCCCUCGACGACCUCAUCUCCAAAAACAAGAACAAGCGGCACAACCAACGCCCCCGCGGAGCUGGAGGCCCUGCACCCACAGCCCCCCGCCGCCGCGUCAACACCCGCGCUGCUGCCGCCCCUUACCACCUCCACCACCGCACCACCUCCUCUUUCCAGGCACAUGCGCGGCCCAUGGCGUAUGGAUACGGGGCCCAGCCCCCGAUGGCCGCCCUCGACACUCCCACCAAGCUCUACAUCUCCAACCUCGACUACGCCGUCUCCAACGACGACAUCAAGGAACUCUUUUCUGAUGUUGGUGAUAUCAAGCGUUUCUCCAUUAACUAUGACAGGAGUGGAAGAUCAAAGGGAACUGCGGAGGUUUUGUUCUCAAGAAGAUCGGAUGCUCUAGCUGCUGUUAAGAGGUACAACAAUGUGCAGCUUGAUGGCAAACCUAUGAAAAUCGAGAUCAUUGGAACAAAUGUUGAGGCGCCACCAACCGCCACCUUCGCCUUCAAUCCACCAGCUGCAAACUUCAAUUUGCCUUUCAAAGGUGGACCUAGUAGGGGUGGUGCUGGAGGAUGGCCUCGGGGUAGAGGUGGAUUCGGUGGGCGUGGGCGUGGGCGAGACCAUGGGGGCCGUGGACGAGGGAGGGGAGGGCGUGGCGAUCAGCAAGUUUCUGCUGAGGAUCUGGAUGCUGACUUGGACAAGUACCACACUGAAGCAAUGCAAAUCAGCUAAACUAUUCUGGCACUGGGUUGCCAGCAUUCAACACAGCCUGCAGGUCUUCUUUUGUCUCCUUUUGUAGGAAUAGAUGCAGACAUGUGUAAUGGUGAGCGGGUUGUAUUUUGGGCUGGAAGAAGCAGCGUUUGCAUUGAGCGUGUUGGGUGAUGAGAUGGAGAGGUAUUUGUGGCAUGAGGUGUUGUGGUGGGAGGAGGCUGAGUGUCUUGUUCAUCAGCUUCUUAAGGUCGCUGCAUGCAAAGUUGAACUGCGUGAUAAUUUGUCUCAAGUUUGGAA
Messenger RNA from Phragmites australis (common reed), 1245 nucleotides. Its product is annotated as THO complex subunit 4A-like. Gene Ontology annotation, biological process: mRNA export from nucleus. The transcript is spliced from 5 exons. Bases 1 to 969 code for a protein of 322 amino acids. Gene Ontology annotation, molecular function: mRNA binding. The record is from RefSeq and is a predicted model, not a curated record. NCBI's taxonomy places the organism in Eukaryota, Viridiplantae, Streptophyta, Magnoliopsida, Poales, Poaceae. Gene Ontology annotation, cellular component: nucleus.